This is a messenger RNA of Malus domestica (apple), 1692 nucleotides long. Its product is annotated as zinc finger CCCH domain-containing protein 53-like. The record is from RefSeq and is a predicted model, not a curated record. Gene Ontology annotation, molecular function: RNA binding; metal ion binding. Lineage: Eukaryota; Viridiplantae; Streptophyta; Magnoliopsida; Rosales; Rosaceae.
AUGUAUGUAUAUCCAUCAGCAGCCAGCCUCUCAAAAGGAGGUCAUCCAGGCCCAAGUGGCAGCCUCCAAGCCCAAUCCGCGAUCAAGUCCAAUGCCUGUCUCAAAUCUCAGCCGCUCCAUCGACGAAGUUGCUCAGUCAGCGACGUGUGCAUGGAGGACCCCAACUCAGGGUUUGGGUGGAAACCCUGCCUGUAUUUCGCCAGAAGCUACUGCAAGAACGGAGCCAGCUGCAGGUUCUUGCACAGCGGUGGGCUAGGAGACGCCGUCGUCGACGGCAGAGGACAGGUGGUUGUUGGGUCGCCGAGCAAGCUGGAGAUGAUGGACCAUGAAGCGCUUCUCAGAUCUAAAACCGCUCAGCAGCAGAGGCUUGCUGCUGCUUCUCAGCUUAUGGCAGCGUCAGCCAAUUCCUUUCCUUACUCCUCCAAGUGCAUGAACUUCCUACUUCAGCAGCAACAAACUGAUUCCCAAAGGGCUGCGGCAGCUUCCUUGAUGAUGGGUGAUGAUAUGCACAAGUUCAGCCGAUCCCGCCUCGAAAGAUCCGAUUUUUCGAUGAAUGGUGGGGCGGGGAUUGUGAACCCGGCUUCAAGGCAGAUAUAUUUGACUUUCCCGGCAAAUAGCACUUUCAGAGAGGAAGAUGUCUCAAACUAUUUCAGCAUGUACGGGCCGGUCCAAGACGUGAGAAUCCCAUACCAGCAGAAGAGGAUGUUUGGAUUCGUUACAUUCUUGUACCCGGAGACGGUGAAGCUGAUUUUGGCCAAAGGGAACCCUCAUUUUGUUUGUGAUGCUAGAGUGCUUGUCAAGCCUUACAAGGAGAAGGGCAAAGCUCAUAAAAAGAAACAACAGCAACAAGUGGAAAGAGGAGAUUUGUCUCCCUGUGGUACACCUACUGGGCUGGAUGGUAGAGACCCUUACGAUCUCCAGCUAGGAGCAAAGAUGUUUUACAAUUCUCAAGACAUGCUGUGGAGGAGGAAGCUGGAGGAGCAAGCUGAGUUGCAAGCACUUGAAAUUCAAAGUCGAAGACUGAUGGGCCUGCAGCUACAUGAUGUCAAGAAGCAUCACCACCACGCUCUUUCUGCCAGCAGUCCGAUUCACUCCCCUACCCAGUCUCCCAACAUGUUCAGUCGAAACCUAGUGCUUCAUUCGGUUCACAACGGCCAAGAAGUUCACCACGAUAACUGUUUUUCUCCGAUGCCACACUUGACUCCAGCAGUGGAUGCUGAUCAGUUGCUCAAGGAAGCAGCUGCUGCUGUUCUAGGUAAAGAUAUGAUGGCCAACAACGACUAAAAUGGUAGUGGUAGCCGAAGUAGCAAUGGUAGUGGUAAGGAGAGCCCCCAUGACAAUAUCGGUGAUUUGCUGGAAGGUUUGGAGCACAAUCUUCCUGAUAGUCCUUUUGCGUCUCCAACAAAGGCUGCCGGAGAGUACACAUCCUCCGCCUUCCCCAACGUGACUAGCGAGGCCAAUGGCUCAGAUGCCUCAUUUGCAGCUGCUAACAUAAACUUGGCGACUUCCCUACUUCCAGCAUCUUCAUCCCUGUACAUGGCAUCCUUCAAGUCUUUCAACUGCCAAAUUCCAAGGUUGAACUCCGGUCACGGAGCCAUAGGGAUGUACGCUGGCACAGGAGCUGGGCCAAAAUGCCCUGUUGGAACUUCCUAAUCAAAGCUUAAUUAGGAGGAUCAACAUGUUUAAGUAUAA